GAUCAGCCAAUCGGGAAGAAGAAAAUGGAUUACUUCAAAAUGGAGAUGUUACAGACGCUAUAAUUGCACAGAUACAAAGAUGAGUCCUAUAUCUAUCUCUAUGUAAAUCACUGCUCAAUAUUAUUUUCAGAUCAGUCAGUCAAAAUGUACCCAUGAUACAACACGGUUUUGACGCGCUUGAACACUGCCAUUAGGUGGGAAGGCAACUGUUUGCGAUUGGGCAUAUGUUUUAUCGACGAAUCUAUUGUUUAGUCGUGUUAUUGAUAUAGUAAUGAAGCUGUCACUUCAAUGCAAUCUUUAAUAUUAUAAAUGCUUGUGCAUGCGUUUCGAGGUUUUUAAAAACUUUUAUUUUUUACAGACGAUUGAUUACUAGCUUUUAAUGUAGUCAUUGCUGGAGAGAUGAGGAGCACAUCAGGUGCCCAGUAACUAUAUCUAGCAUAGCUUCUGAUAACAACAACAGUAAGCUAAUCAUUCAAAUGUUGGUGGUCGUCGUCUAGCUACGUCUUUUGCACACACAAAAAUCACGGCAGUCAUUGUUUACGAUCUCGCUCGAGCCUUGUUUUGUGCGUUAUUUCGCUACACGAGAAGGUUGUCAUUUUCUCGUAGCUGUUGCAUGGACACCAUGAUGCGCGCGCCUUGCGCACAAUGUUUAUAUGAAUUCUCGUGAUAUUCAAUGAUUUGAUUAGUUUAUUCACGUUAAUACUAACCACUCUUCCUCGGAUGUCAAUGGAGGGGGACGAGGGAAACCGUGACCAGUCGUCACGGGAAGAGUGGACACUCCUGUUUUGGACCUCUCUCGCUGUCGUAGUGCCCGUGAUCAUUACAUUGUGGUGCAGUGUCCAACGCUCCAAACGGAAAAUACACAUGAAAGACUUCUUCCGCAAGAGCAAGCACGGCUGGCACUGCACCGACCUGUUCAACAAGCCCACCUACUGCUGUGUAUGCCAACAACACAUUCUACAAGGGGCAUUCUGCGACUGCUGCGGAGUGUGCGCCGACGAGACAUGCCUGCGCCGGGCCGACCGGAGCCUUGUUUGCAAAGAGAUUAUGGCUCCGUCCCAAGCGGAUGGGACACUAGAGCACCGCUGGGUCCGGGGAAACGUCCCUCUCUGCAGUGUCUGUGUGGUCUGCAAGGAGCAAUGUGGGAACCAACCGAAGCUGUGUGACUUCAGGUGUGUGUGGUGUCAGACAAUGGUGCACGAUGACUGCAAGGCCAGCCUGUCGGACGGGGAGCGCUGUGAGCUGGGCGAGUUCCGCAGCCUCAUCAUCCCCCCUCACUACCUCCACCACGUCAACAAGCUCCGCCGCAGGCACCCCGAUGAGUACAGCAAGCUGGCGUCUGCCUGUGGGAGCAGCUGGACUCCAGUGCUGGUCCUGGCCAACACUCGCAGUGGGAACAACAUGGGGGAGGCUCUGCUUGGAGAGUUCCGCACCAUCCUCAACCCUGUCCAGGUGUUUGACCUGUCGGAGCUGCCUCCCUCCAAGGCUCUGCAGCUGUGCACCCUGCUGCCUCCAGGCAGUGUUAGGGUGCUGGUGUGUGGGGGGGACGGAACCGUGGGUUGGGUGCUGGAUGCCAUCGACACCAUGAAGCUCAAGGGCCAAGAUCAGUUCAUCCCCAGGGUGAUGAUCCUGCCCCUGGGUACAGGGAACGAUCUGUCCAACUCCCUGGGCUGGGGGUCGGGCUACGCCGGGGAGAUCCCUGUGGAGCAGGUGCUCCGGAACGUCCUCGAAGCAGAGGUGGUCAAGAUGGACAGGUGGAAAGUUCAGGUAGCCUCAAAGGGACUCUACUUUCGUAAGCCAAAGGUCCUGUCCAUGAAUAACUAUUUCUCAGUGGGCCCGGAUGCCCUGAUGGCGCUCAACUUCCACACCCACCGUGAGAAGACCCCCUCCUUCUUCUCCAGUCGCAUCAUCAACAAGGCUGUAUAUUUCAUGUAUGGCACCAAAGAUUGUUUAGUUCAAGAAUGCAAAGACCUGGAUAAGAGGAUUGAGUUGGAGUUGGAUGGAGAGAGAGUGGCCCUGCCCAGUUUGGAGGGCAUCAUCGUGUGUAACAUCGGCUACUGGGGCGGAGGCUGUCGUCUGUGGGAGGGCAUGGGGGACGAGCCCUACCCCCCUACACGGCUGGAUGACGGGUUGCUCGAGGUGGUGGGUGUGUUUGGCUCCUUCCACUGUGCUCAGAUCCAAGUCAAGAUGGCCAACCCGGUGCGGCUGGGCCAGGCCCACACAGUCCGGCUGGUGCUGAAGACGUCCCGGAUGCCCAUGCAGGUGGACGGGGAGCCGUGGGCCCAGGGCCCGUGCACCAUCACCAUCACCCACAAGACCCAGGCCUUCAUGCUCUACCACAGCGCCGAGCAGACGGACGACGACGACGAAUCCAGCACCUCCGAGGCUGAGAGCUCCGCCCCCCAUGACUCUCCCAAGCCAGCAGGUCCCGCCUCUGCUCGUGCCUGAGCCCCCAAGUUCCACCACCUCAAUGUUUCAUCCAUACCCCUCGUUUGUUUGUUGUAGUAAAUGCUGAUGACAUAAUGCCACGAUUGCACUCCCCAGAUGAUGAUGAUAUAAGCCAGAGCUCAGGCAUAUUCCCGCCUCGGGGUA
This is a messenger RNA of Oncorhynchus masou masou (cherry salmon), 2592 nucleotides long. RefSeq names its product diacylglycerol kinase epsilon-like. Gene Ontology annotation, molecular function: ATP-dependent diacylglycerol kinase activity. The transcript is spliced from 11 exons. The coding region runs from base 721 to 2448 and encodes 575 amino acids. The record is from RefSeq and is a predicted model, not a curated record. Lineage: Eukaryota; Metazoa; Chordata; Actinopteri; Salmoniformes; Salmonidae.